Danio aesculapii is the source of this 3954-nucleotide messenger RNA. It is a transcript of the gene osbpl3a, whose product is annotated as oxysterol binding protein-like 3a. Bases 337 to 2778 code for a protein of 813 amino acids. The transcript has 22 exons. The record is from RefSeq and is a predicted model, not a curated record. Gene Ontology annotation, molecular function: cholesterol binding. Gene Ontology annotation, cellular component: cytosol; intracellular membrane-bounded organelle; plasma membrane. Lineage: Eukaryota; Metazoa; Chordata; Actinopteri; Cypriniformes; Danionidae.
UCACCGCGGAACUCAAAACACGGUUCGAGGUUCAAACCUGAGCUGGAGUCCGUGAACUUAAAACCAGUGGUCUCUCUUCCACCUUGCGCUGCUCUCUCGGAUUACAGCGGUGCGUCACGGACAUUUCGUUCGUGAUAUACACUUCCUAGAAGCCAAGUUACUUAAGACCUGGCAGGUAGGAGAAGAGGGAUGGUGAACCCGACGACAGUCGCUUUGUCCAAAGUAUAAAUGUGCUGAUAAGGCGUUUUUGCUAAGUGGACCGUCAGUGACACGACGACAGAGCCGCCGCGCCACGCUGUCACUCUGAACCUGGCGACUGUGUAAGUCAAUUGCAAGAUGAGUUCAGAUGAGCAAUUGUCACCACUGUCUCCCAAGACGUCACCUGUCACACCAUUUCAACAACGGAAAGAGAGUAAUUCUUCAUCGGAUGACAACAGACAGGCAAGACAAGGCAGUUGGGAGGUGGUUGAGGAUUUGCAGGGAUUGAUAGGAAAUAUCCAAAUGCCUGAGAAGCAGGAAGGUUUGCUGUUAAAAAAGAGGAAGUGGCCAAUGAAAGGCUGGCAUAAGAGAUAUUUCCUGCUUGAAAGGGGGAUCCUUACAUAUGCCAAGACUGGCACUGAUCUAAAGAAAGGGAGGUUACGAGGCCGCAUUGAUGUUGGUCUUUCUGUCAUGGCCAUGAAGAAAAAGUCCAUGUGCAUCGACCUGGACACAGAGGACAGUAUCUAUCACCUGAAGGCAAAGACUCGGCAUCUGUUUGAACAGUGGGUGAUGCAACUACGGCAUCAUCGAAUUUUCCGUCAGAAUGAGAUUGCCAUGGAGCCUCCAGAGAGACAGCUGCAAUCUGACCCCGCCUCCAGCAGACAAUGUCCCCAGCGUUCUUUUAUCUCUAAGCAGCCUUCAGCCUUAUUGAAGAACAGCUGGCGCCAAAACUCACAAGAUAUGAAGAAAUGCUACCAAGAUCUGUCAGAGUGUGAAUCGUCAUUGCUGGAAUUAAAUCUGCUGCUGAAAAAUAUGGAGGUGCUUCAUCGAACAUUCUCAGCACCUGCCAUCAACUUAUUGCAGACCGAAGGCUCCAAAAAAGAGAAACGAGGACACAAAAAAUGGAAAUCAAAGAAUUACAGCAAAGAAAAUAAAAACACUCUACAGAAUCCUGAUGCUCCAUCUUCUCGUCUGCACGUGUCUCAUCCUAACUUGGUAUAUUCAGAACCCAUUUCACCAGACUCAUGCUCGGAGAGUCCAGACUCGCCCACAGAAGCCUCUCGAAUGCAGGAGGAAUUCUGUCGGCUUGCUGGCACUGUUCAUUCCACUCUUCGAUCAGCGUACUCCUCACUUUGCUCAGAGAGAGACAGAGUCAAGAACACGCUGGAUUGUAUCAGUGAGAAGGACGUCUUUGAUGGGUCACGGCCUCUGCUGCAGCAAAUGUCUAGUGAGAGUCGAGGGUCAAUCCCAGAAUCCAUGUCAGAGUUCUUUGAUGCUAAAGAGUACCUUCUGUCUGGCAGCUCAUCUGAUAAUGAGGUGUCUGAUGAUGAUUCUUACGUCAGUGAUGUGAGUGACAGCACAUCAGUAGAGUUUUGCAGGAAUGAGAAUGGCAACAUGAGGGAGAUUUUUGUGUCUCCAGGUAAUGGCAAUGAGAGCGCAGUGAUGCGGCGGGAACGUUUACCAAGUGCACGCAUAAACGAGAGUGUGAAUCUGUGGAGUAUCCUGCGCAGUAACAUUGGUAAAGACCUGUCAAAAGUGGCCAUGCCUGUUCAACUCAAUGAACCCAUGAACACUCUGCAGAGACUGUGUGAGGAAGUUGAAUACUGCCACCUGCUGGACACUGCUGCAAACACACACGACCCACAUAUGCGCAUGGUUUAUAUAGCAGCAUUUGCUAUUUCUGCCUAUGCAUGCUCAUUCACUAGAGCAGGAGGAAAACCCUUUAAUCCAAUACUGGGAGAAACUUUCGAGUGUAUGCGGUCAGAUAAGGGCUUCCGCUUCGUUGCUGAACAAGUCAGUCACCAUCCACCUGUGUCCGCUUGCCACUGCGAGUCCAAAAGCUACACAUUUUGGCAAGAUAUGCGGUGGAAGAAUAAGUUUUGGGGAAAAUCGAUGGAGAUCGUUCCCAUGGGAGUCACUCAUUUAGAGUUGCCAGGUUUUGGGGAUUGUUAUGAGUGGAGUAAGGUCACUUCAUGCAUUCAUAACAUUCUGAGUGGUCAGCGCUGGAUCGAGCACUAUGGGGAAAUGUCAAUUAAACACUCGACCACUACUGGAGAUGUCAGUCAUUGCAAAAUCACAUUUCUUAAGUCGAGGUCUGGGGGUCUGAAUGCUAAUGAGGUAGAGGGUCUGGUCACUGAUUUGGAGGGGCGUAUCAUUCACUCUCUGUUUGGCAAAUGGAACGAGGCCUUAUAUCUGGGCAAACCGCCUUCAGCAACAUGCAUCUGGAGAGCAAAUCCUAUGCCUGAGAAUCAUGAGCAGUUCUAUGGAUUCACCCAGUUUGCAAUUCAAUUAAAUGAAUUGGAGGAGGGUUUAAAGCCACUCUUGCCCCCAACAGACACCCGUUUUAGGCCGGACCAAAGAUUACUUGAAGAGGGUGAUAUUGCCGGAGCAGAAGAACAGAAAGAAAGAAUUGAAGUCCUUCAGAGAGAGAGGAGGAGAGUCCUGCAAGAAAAUAACAUGACCCACUCCCCCCGAUUUUUCAAGCGUGCUAAAGACGACACAUGGGUGAGCAAUGGCACUUAUUGGGAGCUCAGGAAGGAUCCUGGAUUCAGCAAACUAGAAUUUCCUGUACUCUGGUGACCAACAGUCUAUUUGUGUCAUUGUCUUUUCUGUUUUUCCUGUAUAUAGAUCCAUGAUUUUUUUUUAUAUAUUAUCUAGUGCAAUCUUGUUAACACUGAGGGAUUUAUGUGUACUGUGCAUAUGUGGAUGUUUUUGUAUUGGUAUUUAUCUUUGGUAAAUGGAUACAUUUAUGGCAUUAUAUUGAAAAUAUCUUUAGAAACACACUCAUGCCUUCUUGACAAACUGCCUUGCAAAUGCACUGACCAAUGACUUUCAUAAGUGCCUGGAUAUACUGUAAUAAGUUUGUUUCCAUUCAAAAGCUCUCUGUUAUUCUUGUUUCUAUUCAGUAAUCAAAAUGUGUAAGUUAAAGAAAAUGCCUUUACUGAAUCAAAAUAAUAUUAAUAUUAAGUGUAAUAAUUUGAAAUAUUAAUAAUAUCUCAAUACUGUAAUGUUCAAAACAUUAGGCAUCUAAAUUUCAAUGUGGUAGUGUGUGUUGUGCUGCUCUUCAUUUUAUUUAAUCAGCACAAAAUAUUUAAUAAAGUCAAAUUACUACAGGAAUGAGAAUUUAAGGUGCAUAAUUAUCAUAAAAGUGAAUCUUGGUCCUAAAAUAGUGCAAAAUAUAACUCCUUAUUUGUAUACAUGUUAAAAAUUUGAUUUUGAAUUGAUUUUGAGUGAAAUGUUGGACUGAAUUUUUAGACAUUCACAUUAGGUAAGUUUGUAUAUAAAUGUUUGAACACCACAGUUUUGACUCAGUUGAUGACUCCAACUAUUCACAUUAUUAUGGAAUGUAGAAAUCAAAAAUGAUGUCCAUGAAAUUAUUUAAACAUAGAUUUAUUUUUCUGUAAAGGGAUGAUGAUAAUAGAAAAUAUAAUAAUAUUUGAAAAACUUUUUUUUGUCAAACAUAGAUUAAAAAAAGGUUGUUUAUUUUGUGCACAUAUUUGUUUUUUUUGUGUAUGUAUGUGGAAGAGCGACAGUCUGUAUGCGCUCAAGUGCUGUGCCUGUUACACUUGAUAACUGCGGUCCUGUUUCUGGGUGUGGUGUUUUUUAAAAUAUGAUAAACAAACAGUACUUUCCUUAGUUGGGAACACACUUAAAACAGAUGGGCACUGUUGCUUUCAGAGGAUUGAGGACAGGUUACAUCAGUGUAUGACUGACCACAUGUUGGGUUUGAGCAAUAAAUAGUGUGCACAAUUCGAA